Messenger RNA from Botrytis deweyae, 1374 nucleotides. RefSeq lists its product as uncharacterized. Bases 1 to 1374 code for a protein of 457 amino acids. Gene Ontology annotation, cellular component: extracellular region. Gene Ontology annotation, biological process: cellulose catabolic process. Gene Ontology annotation, molecular function: cellulose binding; hydrolase activity, hydrolyzing O-glycosyl compounds. The transcript is spliced from 6 exons. The record is from RefSeq and is a predicted model, not a curated record. Lineage: Eukaryota; Fungi; Ascomycota; Leotiomycetes; Helotiales; Sclerotiniaceae.
AUGGGUUUCAAGAAUGUUCUCCUCGCUGCUGCUGCUGUAGCACCUACUGUGUAUGCACAAGGUGUAGGUUACGCACAAUGUGGUGGUCAAGGUUGGACUGGCGCAACAACUUGCGUUUCGGGAUUUAGCUGUGUUGUUAGCAAUCCAUACUAUUCUCAGUGUUUACCAGGCGCUGGGGUCACGACAACAGCAACUUCAGCUCCCACCGCAACGACUCCCACCACAAUCAUCACAUCUACCACCAAAGCUACCACGACCACCAGUGGCAGCAGUGCAACAACAACAGCAGCAGUUGCUGGUAAUCCAUUCGUAGGAAAAGCACUCUAUGCGAAUCCAUACUAUGCUUCCGAAAUCUCUGCGAGUGCUAUUCCUUCACUCACUGGAGCCAUGGCUACUAAAGCCGCUGCGGUAGCAAAGGUUCCAACCUUUUAUUGGCUUGACACCGCAGCCAAAGUUCCAUUGAUGGGAACCUACCUUGCCAAUAUUCGGGCUUUGAACAAAGCAGGAGCAAGCCCACCUAUUGCAGGCACUUUCGUAGUCUACGAUUUGCCAGACAGAGAUUGUGCCGCCGCCGCUUCCAACGGAGAAUAUAGCAUUGCAGACGGUGGUUUAGCGAAGUACAAAGCUUAUAUCGAUUCCAUCGCCGCUCUUUUGAAAACUUACUCCGAUGUCAGCGUUAUCCUCGUUAUUGAACCCGACUCGUUGGCCAAUCUCGUCACCAACUUGUCAGUCGCAAAAUGUGCCGGUGCGCAAGCAGCCUACCUAGAGGGUACCGAAUAUGCCAUCGCGCAAUUGAAUCUUCCAAACGUCGCUAUGUACUUGGAUGCUGGACAUGCUGGUUGGUUAGGAUGGUCUGCAAACAUCGGACCGGCUGCACAACUCUUCGGCAAAGUCUACAAAGCAGCUGGAAGUCCAGCGGCAGUCAGAGGUCUUGCAACUAAUGUUGCAAACUACAAUGCUUGGACUAGCACCAGUUGCCCUUCCUACACCUCUGGCGACUCCAACUGUAACGAGAAAUCGUACAUCAACGCUCUCGCUCCACUUUUGACCGCUCAAGGUUUCCCAGCUCACUUCAUUACUGAUACUAGUCGCAAUGGUGUUCAACCAACCGCCCAACUCGCCUGGGGUGACUGGUGCAACCUCAUCGGAACCGGAUUCGGUGUUCGACCAACCACAAACACAGGAGAUGCAUUGGAAGACGCAUUUGUCUGGGUCAAGCCCGGUGGAGAAGGCGACGGAACUUCAAACACCAGCGCUGCGCGAUACGAUUUUCACUGCGGACUCGCAGAUGCGCUCCAACCGGCUCCAGAGGCGGGUACUUGGUUCCAGGCCUACUUUGCUCAAUUGCUUACCAACGCCAACCCAACCUUUUGA